CUCCCAUGAGUGAUGUCUGUGUUUAACGGGAGCCAUGCCACCCUCUACUCCUUUAUCCUGCUCGGUAUCCCUGGUCUGGAAGCGUCCUACUACUGGCUCUCCAUCCCUCUUUCUUCAAUGUAUGUCAUCACAUUGCUAGGAAACUGCACCAUACUGUAUACCAUCAAAACAGAGCAGAGCCUCCACAAGCCCAUGUACAUCUUCCUCUGCAUGCUCGCUGGCAUAGACCUGGUGCUCUCCACCUCCACCCUGCCCAAGAUGCUCUGCAUUGUCUGGUUUCAAGCUGGGGAAAUAGAUUUUGGUGCCUGCAUGGUCCAGAUGUUCUUCAUCCACUCCUUCUCCAUCAUGGAGUCGACAGUGCUUGUAGCAAUGGCCUUUGACCGUUACGUAGCUAUUUGCAAUCCUUUGAGAUACGACUCCAUCCUAACCAACCCAUUGCUGGCCAAGAUUGGAGCAGGGGUCAUCCUGAGAGGCACAGUCUUCAUCAUCCCAAUCAUCAUCUUGGCAGCCCGUCUUCCGUACUGCAAGACCAACGUCAUCCCCCACACUUACUGUGAGCACAUGGCUGUGGUGAAGCUGGCCUGCUCAAGCAUCCUUGCCAACGUUGUCUAUGGACUUCUGGUGGCUCUCCUCGUAGUGGGGGUGGAUUUGCUGUUCAUCACUUUGUCCUACUGCAUGAUUGCCAGGGCUGUCAUGGCUCUGCCAUCAAAAGAUGCCCGCUAUAAGGCUUUCAGCACCUGCGCAGCUCACGUGGUGGUGAUCCUGGUCUCCUACACCCCAGCUCUUUUCACCAUCUUAACACACCGGUUUGGCCAUCAUGUGCAGCCUCAUGUUCACAUCCUUCUGGCCAACUUCUACCUCCUUUUCCCGCCCAUGCUGAACCCCAUUGUGUAUGGUGUUAAGACCAAGGAGAUCCGUGAACGAGUGACCCACAUAGUUCUCAGGAGGAAGCGACCUACAUAA
Messenger RNA from Lacerta agilis (Sand lizard), 963 nucleotides. RefSeq names its product putative olfactory receptor 52P1. Bases 13 to 963 code for a protein of 316 amino acids. Gene Ontology annotation, molecular function: olfactory receptor activity; G protein-coupled receptor activity. NCBI's taxonomy places the organism in Eukaryota, Metazoa, Chordata, Lepidosauria, Squamata, Lacertidae. Gene Ontology annotation, cellular component: membrane. The transcript has a single exon. The record is from RefSeq and is a predicted model, not a curated record. Gene Ontology annotation, biological process: G protein-coupled receptor signaling pathway.